This is a messenger RNA of Acinonyx jubatus (cheetah), 1773 nucleotides long. RefSeq names its product embigin (gene EMB). Gene Ontology annotation, biological process: homophilic cell-cell adhesion; axon guidance; dendrite self-avoidance. The transcript has 12 exons. Gene Ontology annotation, cellular component: plasma membrane; axon. The record is from RefSeq and is a predicted model, not a curated record. Bases 123 to 1376 code for a protein of 417 amino acids. Lineage: Eukaryota; Metazoa; Chordata; Mammalia; Carnivora; Felidae. Gene Ontology annotation, molecular function: cell-cell adhesion mediator activity.
UGCUUUUAGUCGCGCGCCCCGCCCCGGGGACUAGCUGCUGGCGCCGGGGUACGGGCGACUGUGCGCAGGGCCUUCGGCCACCGACGGCGGUGCGCGAGGACCGCGGCUGACCCGCCGGAGCCAUGCGCGCCCCGUCCGGCCUGCUGGGGCCCCGGGGGCCGCUGUCGCUGGCCCUCUUGUGUCUCCUCGCCGCGGCGCGCGGGAGCUUGGCGGAAGGCCAGCCCUCAGUUUCACCUUUGACAAGUCUACCCAUUGAAGAAGAAAGGAUAACAAAGUAUUCUAACCUUUCCUUGGAGAGUCAUAACAUACCACCCACAGUUUCACCUUUGACAAGUCUACCCAUUGAAGAAGAAAGGAUAACAAAGUAUUCUAACCUUUCCUUGGAGAGUCAUAACAUACCACCCACAGCUUCACCUUUGACAAGUCUACCCAUCCAAGAAGAAAUGUUGACAAAGUAUUCUAACCUUUCCUUGGAGAGUCAUAACAUAUCAUUGACUGCUUCACCUUUGACAAGUCUACCCAUCCGAGGAGAAAUGAUGACAAAGUAUUCUAACCUUUCCUUGGAGAGUCAUAACAUAUCACUGACCGAACAUUCCAAUGUACCGGUGGAAAAAAAUAUCACUUUAGAAAGACCUUCUAAUAUAGAACUCACAUGCCAAAUCACAAUAUCUAGGGGUGUGAAUUCAGUAAAUGUGACUUGGAAAAAAGGUGAUGAACUACUUGAGAAUUAUCUCACCAAUGCAACAGGAUGCAUCCUGUAUGCCCAGUACAUGUUUACCAUCAUUAAUAGCAAACAAAUGGGAAGCUAUUCUUGUUUCUUUGGAGGAGAAAAGGAACAAAGAGGUACAUUUAACUUCAAAGUCCCUGAGAUUCAUGGAAAAAACAAACCAUUGAUCACUUACGUGGGGGAUUCAACUGUCUUGAUGUGUAAAUGUCAACAUUGCUCUCCUUUACAUUGGACCUGGUACCAUAGUAAUGGGAGUGUGCAGGUUCCUAUUGAUGUUCAAAUGAGCGAGAAGUAUGCGAUCAAUAGAACAAAUGCUAAUGAAACAAGGCUGAAGAUCAUGCAACUUACAGAGGACAAUCAGGGAUCUUACUGGUGCCAUGCAGUAUUCCCAUUAGGCGAGAGUGAAGAGCGCAUUCAACUUGUGGUGCUGAGUUACUUGGUGCCGCUCAAACCAUUUCUUGGAAUAGUUGUUGAGGUUGCUAUUUUAGUGGCUGUUAUUCUGCUUUGUGAAACAUACACCCAAAAGAAAAAGAAGCACAUAGAUGAUGGGAAAGAAUUUGAACAAGUUGAACAGCUGAAAUCAGACGAUACCAAUGGUGUAGAAAAUAAUGCCCCCAGGCACAGAAAAAAUGAGUCCGUGAGCCAAUGAAAGCGAAACAUCGUGUCAAGAGUCAUGGGAACAUGUGCAGUUUGUAUUUCAGCUUUAUUUAUGCUUCCUAUUAAGAACAUCUGAAUUUUUAUUUUUGAAAGGAUGAAAAUUUUAUGCAAUAUAUUGCUCAGCAGUAGCUUUGUAAUAAUAUAUGUAUGUGGGAUCUAAAGAUAUAUUUUCAGUCUGCACUUAUUUUUACAUUAAAGCAAGGUAAAUUAUAUUAAAAAUGUUCUAUGAGCUAUAACCUAGGAUGAUUAAUUUCAUCCUGGUCAUGAAGGGAUGCACAGAACAGAUACCAGCAAAACCAGUUAAUACUACACAGAACUAAUGUCAUUCAAGACCUGUUUAUAACCAAAGAAUUCAUUAAAAAGAAAAUCUUUGCCAUUUGCCUUAAAAA